Molecule: messenger RNA, 8825 nt
Organism: Salvelinus sp. IW2-2015
Lineage: Eukaryota; Metazoa; Chordata; Actinopteri; Salmoniformes; Salmonidae
Source: RefSeq, a predicted model, not a curated record
AUGGAAGCGCUUGAUGCGGACAGUGGAAAGAACGCAGAGUUGACGUACUUCCCUGUUCCCAAAAACGGCAGUUUCUACGUGGUACCAAAAACUGGCGAAGUUUUGCUGAUGGACUCCCUACUGGGCCUCCCAUCUGCAAUCAAGUUCUAUGUUUUUGCUAAAGACCAUGGUUGGCCCUGCAGAAUCAGUAAGGGUGUUGAGAUCACGGUUACCCCACGACAGUGGUGCCCACUGCGCCCAGGCCAGACAGGGGAGUUGGGCAGCCUGGGCAGGGCAGGGCGGAUGCAUAGGGCAUUGUUGGACUCUGGUAGCAUGGUCUUCCUCAAUGUCUCCGAAGAUGCAAACAUCGGUUCUGUCGUUAUGAGCCUGAGCCCAGCCAGGUUUCAGGCAGCCUCCUUUGAGCUGGUUUAUCCGAAGACAGAUAUUACCCCAAUCAACGUGGGAAAGGAGAGUGGAGAUAUCGUGAUAGCCAUGCGCCUGGACAGGGAGACUGAACCGUUCAUCGAAAUCACUGUCAAAAUACAAGAUGAACGAGGGCCUGACUGGUACCUGACCAAGGUGAAGCUGAGGGUGACAGAUGUCAACGACAACGUCCCCGAGUGGGCCAUGGAGCCUUACCCCUACCUGGCAGUGGUGUCCCCCGAGGCCCCCCCUGGGGAGCUGGUGUACCCGCUCCAUGCUCGCGACGGGGAUGAGGGCAGUAGCGGCGAGGUGGAGUACUUCCUGGCUGAUGGUGGUAAUGGCUGCUUUGCGGUGGACAAGAAGAGUGGUCACAUCUUGACCACAGGUCUCCCCCUGCAGAGAGACAGGGAGUAUCUGCUGAGUGUGGUGGCCUUUGACGGGCUGGGCAGUCGCAGUGCUCCUGCCAUGGUGUCAGUCAUAGCAGGACCCAGAACACCACAGUUCACCAAGGCAUCCUACGCCAUUUCCAUACCAGAGAACACCCCAGAGGGACAGCCCUUCCUGGUGAUGUUCGCCAUCUCCUUCCAGAAGCAGCCAAUCAGCUACAGCCUGCUGAUCAACCCCRGCACCCUGUUCAGAAUGCAGCAGGAGACAGGGGAGAUCAGCCUGACCCGCACGCUAGACUAUGAGAAUGACCAGAGACGUUACCUCCUUAUGGUCAGGGCCAGCGAGGGGCCAGGGGGCCUCAGCAGCGCCAUAGAGGUCCAGGUGGUGAUAACGGACGAGAACGACUGUGUCCCAGAAUUUCUCCAGUCCAUUUACAGUGUUGAUGGAGUCCCUGAGACAGUAACCACAGCAACCUCUCUCCUGCAGGGAGCCUCACUCUGGUACCCCACCAUCCGCCUCCGCAUGGCCAAUGUCAACGACCAGGCCCCUGAAUUCUCCCAGACUUGCUAUCGGACCUUUGUCUCCGAGGACGCUGGCCCCAACACACUAGUUGCCACGGUACUGGCUAAGGACCCAGACGGUGAUGGAAUAGUGUACUCAUUUACAGCUGGCAACGAGGAGGGAAACUUUGUCAUUGACAGCCAGAAAGGGUUGAUCCGGCUGCGCUCCACCGCCCCUCCCAAGCUCCAGGGCCUGGAGUAUGUCCUCAACGUGACGGCUACGGACGACAACGCCUCCGGGGGGCCACACCCACUCUCUGCAACCGCCCGGGUCAUCGUGGGUGUUGAUGACGUCAAUAACAACAAACCCAUCUUUGAGAAGUGUCAGCAGUACAGGGAGCAGGCGUCCGUGUUGGAGAACCAGCCCACAGGGACCUUCGUGCUGCAGGUGCACGCGGUGGAUGCAGACGAGGGGGCCAAUGGGAAGGUCAAGUAUGGCCUGAUGCACAGAGACAGAGCCAUGCCUGCCUUCAGAGUCCACCCUGACACAGGUGUGAUCGUGACGGCACGGCGGUUCGACCGGGAACGUCAGAGAGAGUACUCCAUCACGGUGACGGCUACAGACUGGGCUGACGAGCCUCUCAUAGGGAUCUGUCAACUCAACGUCCUCAUCCAGGACCACAAUGACAACAGCCCCAAGUUUGAGAACCUGCGCUACGAGUACUUUCUGAGAGAGGACACCAUGAUCGGCACCAGUUUCCUGCGUGUGGCGGCGCACGAUGAUGACUUUGGCACCAACGCCGUCGUCACCUACUCCAUGUCCCAGGAGCAGCCUGAGUACCUGAGGGUCAACCCUGUUACCGGCUGGGUGUACGUCAACCAGCCCAUAUCACAGAGGUCCAACAUCACACGAGAAGUAGUUGCCACGGACGGGGGGAAUCGCAGCACAUCUGUGGAGCUGUCUGUCACCAUUACCAACGUGAAGAACCAGCCCCCGCAGUGGGAAAAGGACAGCUACAGCGUGGUCAUCCCAGAGAACACAGCCAGGGACACUUCCAUCGUGACGAUCAAAGCGACCUCGUUGCUAGGCGACCCCAGGGUGACUUAUAACCUGGAGGAGGGCGUGGUCCCGGAGACUAACAUGCCUGUGCGGUUCUACCUGUCGCCCAACCGCGAGGACGGCUCUGCCUCCAUCCUGGUGUCGGAGCCGCUGGACUAUGAGACCACACCCAGUUUCUCCCUGAGGGUGCGGGCUCAGAACGUGGCGGCAGUACCAUUGGCUGCAUUCACCACCAUCCAUGUCAACGUCACAGACGUGAACGACAAUGUUCCCUUCUUCACCUCCUCCAUCUAUGAGGCAUCAGUGACUGAGGGAGCCAAGGUGGGGACCAUGGUCCUCCAGGUGUCUGCUCACGACAAGGACCUGGGUCUCAACGGACAGAUCACCUACUCCCUCCUGAGUGACAGUAGUGGGGACCACCGUCUGUUUCGUGUGGAUCCAGAGCUGGGCUCCAUCUAUACAGAGGCGGUGUUUGACCGCGAGGCACAGGGAUCCUACCUACUGGAGGUGCAGUCUGAAGACGGCAUGGAGUCAGCACGGCCCGGGAGGAACAAACAGCCCAACUUUGACACAGCAUAUGUGCGGGUUUUCAUCAGCGACGUGAACGAUAACAAACCCGUCUUUGCUCCGCGUCUCUAUGAAGUCGGCGUUGACGAGGACGCAGAUGUCGGCCUGGCUGUUGUCACCGUCGGAGCUAAUGACGAAGAUGAAGGUGCCAACGCCAAGCUGCGUUACCAGAUCACAUCGGGCAACACCGGAGGGGUGUUUGACAUGGAGCCUGAAGUGGGAACCAUCUUCAUCGCCCAGCCUCUGGACUACGAGCUGCAGAAGAGGUACAAGCUGCUGGUGCUGGCAUCGGACGGGAAGUGGGAGGACUACGCCGCUGUGGUGGUCAACGUGGUCAACAAGAACGACGAGGCUCCAGUCUUCUCUAUGAAUGAGUACUACGGCUCAGUGACCGAGGAGCUAGAUGGCUCGCCGGUCUUUGUGCUUCAGGUGACAGCCAUAGACCCAGACAAGGAUGCAGACCAAGUUGCCGUGCGCUACUCUCUUCACGGUCAGGGAUCGGAGUCUAAGUUUGUGAUCGACGAGAUCACAGGGAAAAUGUACGCCCAGAAGACACUGGACCGCGAGGAGCGGGCAGUGUGGCGCUUUGUGGUCCUGGCCACAGACGAGGAAGGGGAGGGGCUCACCGGCUUCACUGAUGUCAUCAUCAACGUUUGGGACAUCAAUGACAAUGCGCCUUCCUUCGUCUGUGUGCCCGACGGCUGUCACGGCAACGUGGCCGAGAACUCGCCCCCAGGUACCUUCGUCAUGGAGAUGACGGCGACGGACCUUGAUGACACGGCGGUGGGUCAGAACGCCAUCCUCUCCUACCGUAUCAUCGAGAACGCGCAUGACGCGGGAGCCGCCGACUUCUUCACCGUUGACGCCAGUACAGGCACCAUCUCAGUGGCAACCGGUGGGUUGGACAGGGAGGUGGCAGAGCGGCACCAACUGGUGGUUGAAGCCAAGGAUGGAGAGGGUAUGAUGGGCACGGCUACCGCCACUAUCAUCAUCACGGACCUGAAUGACCACACCCCCCGGUUCAAAGAGAAGUGGUGCGGGGCUCGUGUGUCUGAGAGCAGCCCUCCAGACUCAACCGUGCUGAAGCUGGAUGCUGUGGACCCAGACUCAGGGGCUCACGGCCUGCUGGGCUUCAGUGUGGCGGCAGGGGAUCAGGGUGAGAGGUUCUACAUGGUGAGCCACAAAGCAGAGCAGUCUGGAACUCUGAGGCUGAGAAAGAGGCUGGAUUACGAGAGGCCCGGCGAGCAACAAUUCAAYCUCACCAUUCGUGUGGAGGACUCUGACUUCUCCAGCCUCAUCCACUGCAUCAUCCAGGUGGUAGACGAGAAUGACCACGUCCCAGUGUUCGCCCCCACCUCCUACCCCCUCGCCCCUCUGCCAGAGGAUGUUGCAGUGGGAACCAGUAUCACCCAGGUGAGGGCCAGCGACUCAGACUCUGACCUGAAUGGGGAAAUAAUUUAUAGCAUCUCCCCAGAGUCAGACCCGUACAGUCAUUUCACAGUGGACAGAAACGGCAUCAUGACCGUGACCCGCCCGCUGGACAGAGAAAUCGUGGCAGAGUACCAACUGGUUGUCCUAGCGACAGACCGGGGUAGUCCAGCCUUGACGGGUAGCACCACGGUCCAGUUGAGCCUGCUGGAUGUAAAUGACAAUGGGCCAGAGCUGGAGGUGACCUAUAACCCUGUCCUCUGGGAGAACAGCCCUGCUCCACAGGUGGUGUGGCUCAACAAGACCUCUACCCUGCUCCACGUUAUCGACAGGGACUCCCUUGAGAACGGGCCUCCCUUCUCCCUCUCUCUCCCUCGCCUCUACGCCCCUGACUUCCACCUGCAAGACCAUGGUGACGGCACGGCAACGCUCACGGCGCUGCACCGCUUCGACCGCGAGCGGCAGAGGGAGUUCUUCCUGCCCUUGGUCAUGACAGACAGCGGUCGUCCGCCGAUGACGGUCACCAACACACUCACCGUCACUGUGGGCGACCAGAACGACAACGCCCACCAGGAGGGAGAGAAGGAGAUUUACGUCCACAGCCGGAGGGCUCAAGUACUGGGAGUCUAUUCAACCCAGACAGUGGGACUUCACACUCAUGAACAGAAUAGGGAGAACAGAAACAGCAGAAUCACAGAACAGCAAAUAAGAAAAGGGCUAAAGAUAAGCGACCUGGGGCCUCUAUCACGUUGGGUUUGUUUUCAGACAAAAUCAAUGUCUUUGUGUGCGUUGUGUACAGGAAAGAUGCAGACUACUUCACUGGGCAAGGUCUAUGCCCCUGAUCCUGAUGAUUGGGACAACAAGACCUACACCUUAGACGCAAGAGGAAUGAAGUAUUUCACCUUAGACAAGAGUACAGGUCACCUGGCCAUCAGACAGCAUACCCUAGCGGGCAGCUACUAUCUCAGAGUGGGCGUGUCGGAUGGGGUGUGGCCGGACGUGGUGUCGCGGGUCACAGUUCACGUGCGGGAGCUGGAGGACAAGGCAAUCCAUUUGUCAGCCUCCCUGCGUCUCACAGGCAUCACUGCCAGGGAUUUUAUUGAGUCCCAGGUGGACAAGACGAGUCGACAGGAUAUGUUCMGGGGCUUCCUGUCUGAACACCUGUCCGUCAGAUCAGGUGCCAUCAACGUAUUCAGCCUGACAGACGUAGGACUGAAGAUGCUGGACGUGCGCUUCUCUGUGCACAGCGACAGCUACCUUCGCCCAGAGAAACUACAUGGAUACCUUGCGGUGCAUAAAAAGAAGCUGCAGUCUCUGCUGCGGGUGAAUGUGUCCCAGGUACAGGUGGAUGAGUGUGUGUACACAGACUGCAGGGCGGGUGGGGGUUGCUCCACAUACCUCAGCGUCAGUGACACGCCCACCCUGGUGGAUGCUGGCAACAUGGCCCUGGUGUCUGUGACAGUGACUUCCUCAGCCGUGUGUGGCUGCACCGCAAGGGACCGUGUCCACCAGGCCUGUUCCUCCUACCCCACAAACCCCUGCUUCAAUGGAGGCACCUGCAUGGACACCCUAAGCGGGUACAGAUGCCAGUGCCCACCGCAGUACGAGGGUCCUGAGUGCCAGCAGACAAGGCGAAGUUUCCUUGGCAACGGCUAUGCCUGGUUUCCUCCCAUAAGGCCGUGCUUUGAUAGCCAUCUCUCCCUGGAGUUCAUCACAGGGGCUGAGGAUGGGCUGCUGCUCUACAGCGGGCCCCUGGCCACCCUGCUUCCCGGAGACCCAGAGGACUACAUGGCCAUAGAGCUGAUUGGUGGAACACCUAGCCUGAAAAUCAACCAUGGGUCUGGAACCCUGGUCCUGCAGUUGCCGGGAAAUGUGUUUGUGUCCGACAGACGCUGGCACCGUCUAGAUGUUAGGAGCAACAGUAAAGAAGUGCGUUUCACCCUGGAUCGCUGCUCCAGUGCCAUUGUCAUGGAGACGGAGGGCGUGGACAGCUGGGCCAUGACCGAGGACCGCUCUUCUUGUGAAGUCAGAGGAGUCACGCCCAAUAGGGACAGGUACCUGAAUGGGAGUCAGGUGUUGCAGCUGGGUGGUGUCAACGAAAACAUGUCCUAUGAGUAUCCCCAGCUACAGCACAAGCACUUCACUGGAUGUCUGCGCAACCUGGUUGUGGAUAGUAUGCUCUAUGACCUUGGUUAUCCCUCAGAGUCCUCCAGCAGUGCCCCAGGCUGCUCUCUGACUGAUGGGAACUGUAUGAACAUGGGUGUACCAGUCUGUGGCGCCAGGGGGCACUGUAACGGGCAGUGGGACUCCUUCCGCUGCCAGUGUGGGCCCGGUUACACAGGGAUCCACUGUGAAUACGAAGUCCCAGAGUUCUCCUUCGAUGGGAGGAGCCAUGUCCAGUACCAGGUGGGCUGGUCUCUCCCGGCCCGUCACACCAGCGUGCAGCUCCAGGUGCGAACCCACGUCCCCAGCGGUGUACUCCUCAGCCUCCUCUCCCAGGAGCAGAAUGAAUACUUGCGUCUGGAGGUGUUUCAGGGGCUACUGGCUGUCUUUUACAACCUGGGUGACAGACUCUACAACCUCACGCUGCCCUUCCAACGCCUUGACAACGGAGAAUGGCAYGAGGUGGAGCUGGAUCGUCAUGGCAAAGAGUUCACCCUUCGAUUGGAUGGUGGCGGCGGGAGGCAAGAGGUCACAGCCGCUCCUGGGCAGAGUCAGGAGAUAGUCAUCGAUCAAACAGUGGUGAUGCUGGGAAACUCUUUCCCUUUAGGAAACAACCACAGCUUCCUAGGGUGUCUGCGAGACCUGAGGCUGAACGGGAAGCCAAUGCCCAUGGCAAAGCAGCCCUCUGUGGGGUCCAAGGGCCUCCAGGUGGUCACAUCCCAGGGCGUCUCCCCAGGUUGCCCCUCAGACGCCUGCAGGAAACACCAGUGCUCUCCCCCCUUCAUAUGUGUGGACCUCUGGAGGAAACACGAGUGCAGGUGCCCCCCUGGUCACAUGACGAAGGAGAAUGACUCGAGCAAGGUGUGCGUCUACACGCUGUGCGUCAGCAGGCCCUGUCGCCACGGCACCUGUGUGGCCCACUCGCCUGCCAAGUACUCGUGUCACUGCUCGGAGGGCUACCGUGGGCGACACUGUGAGGUCUCUCUGACGCUCUACCACAACAACAACAACAACACUCUGAGCCUCAGCUCUGCGUUUGCCAUCAGUAUCUGUGUCCUGGCCUUCCUAGUGCUUAUGCUGGGCCUGUCCCUCUACUCCUGCUGGAGGAGACACAAGGGCCUGAAGGAGGGAGUCUACCACGUAUCUGCACACCACGGAGAAUGGGAUGACAUCCGAGAGAACGUUCUCAACUAUGACGAGGAGGGUGGAGGGGAGCAGGACCAGAAUGCCUUCAACAUGGUGGAGUUACAGAGGUCUCUGCGGCCCAGUCCAGCCCAGUCACUGUGGUACAGCUACCCACAAUGCAUCAUACCCUCAUCCUACCCUCAGACGACCAAGCCCCCAGACACGAAGAAUGGGACCAAACCAAAAGGACCAAACGGACCCAAAAACGGCAGCACAGCAAUCGCCCUGCGCCUGGCCCACCCUCCGUCCGGGUCAGCCACCCUCACCUCUCCCAUUGCAAUGCGGCGUUCCCACAAGUCCCUGUCCUUCUCCAGUCAGGACCUGGCCCGCUACCUGUGUGAGGUCAUCAGGGACACGGACCGCUCCCCGGGGGACAACCCCGGCUACAUGACCUCACUGCGUCCCCUGUCCAAUAAGGCGCAGCGUGGCAGGCUGGCCGUGCGCUCGCUCAGCUCCCUCAGCGAUGAAGGUCAGGGGUCGGAGGUUAGGGUUCAGGGGGGUCAGGAGAGCCUGAAGGGUCAGAGAUCCCAGAGCCCACGGCUGGACAGGCUCAAAGGCUUGCGAGCUGUUGCCAGUGAACUCAGAGUGGACGGUGCUGUGGACUCUGCUGCCGCCAAGAGCACAGAGGACAAAGUGAAGGAUAGAGAGUGCAGGGCGCAGCCCAACUGUGAGAAGAGCGGAUGAGACUGGAGUCAGAAUACAAAAGAUUGGAAUUCACACUUGGAUACUGAGUUCAAGGAUAUUGAGAAGAGGACGUUCAAAGGCAGCAUCUCAAAAAUUGGAAGUUGUGAGAUGUUUAUAUCGAUUAAUCCAAUGAUGGUGUUGGGGGAAAUACCGAAGGAGAAGAAAUAUUUAAGAAAUGUACAUUUCUGAUUUGUAACCCCUUUGAAAAGUAUUCUAUGGGUGGAUUGUGGGAAAAAUGUGACGCUUUAACUUGAUAUUAUAUAUUUUACAACCAAUCUGGAAAAGUAUAACCUUUUUCUUGGCAAUGCCCUGUAUAUACUCCAUAUGGAAAGCACCUUUUGACCCUUUGGUAACACCAAAAUUGCAUUCAUUUUGACCAGAAAGCCUCACAAAAACAUAUGUAAAAGAAGGCAAAAGUAUUUGUUGAUCAUUAUCGUAAUAUAAAUUCU